UUUAAAUAAAAUGCAACUCAAAAACAAAAUAAUAUUAAAAGUUAUUGUGUUGUUAUCGUGUAUUUCCUUAAUUCGUUGUCAACUUUUGGACACAAGUGGUGCUUUAUUAUCUAGACAAAAGAGGUAUUUAAUAUGGCACGAAGGUAUUAAUUGGGUUCAGAUGAUAGUUGGUAUUGGCUUACCAACAGAAUUGAGAGAUCAAGCCAUCACUUUAGGUGUCGUAGCGAAAGCUUUUUAUUUAUUACCCACAAAUAGUUCUGAUUACACACAUCCAAGUAUCGAUUAUGCGAGAAAGAAGAGAUCAGUUUCCAGAUGGAUAAUUUAUGAAUUGAUUGAAACUUUUCUGAAAAGAUAUGGAUUCACAGAUGCAAAAGCAUGUAUGCUAAAAUCCAUAUGCGAGGCAGCUUCCGUUCCAUUAGAGAAGAGAUCUGGUGUUCUGGCAGAAGUUAUCCAUGCCCUUUUAACGCCUUCAAGUACUAAAGAAGUUCCUGAAAGUCAUGCCAAUGCAGUAUAUCAUGCAGCUGAAAAAAUGGGAAAGGAAGUCGAUAAUUGUGAAAUACUAUUUCCAGAAUGUGAUUCUAAUAUCAUAUCACAAUUUUCAAGAUUUUUGAAAUAAAUGUAAACUGAAUUCAUC
Messenger RNA from Aethina tumida (small hive beetle), 634 nucleotides. RefSeq lists its product as uncharacterized. NCBI's taxonomy places the organism in Eukaryota, Metazoa, Arthropoda, Insecta, Coleoptera, Nitidulidae. Bases 11 to 616 code for a protein of 201 amino acids. The transcript is spliced from 4 exons. The record is from RefSeq and is a predicted model, not a curated record.